CCGCCAUCCCUCCCCCUCCUCUUCCCACCCACCCUCGCCGACCCUUCCCAUCCGCCUGCUGCACCACCCAGCACCCGCCACGGCCACCCCGCCACGCCCACACCACCUACCAACAGUACAACUCCACCCCAAUCGACUGUCUAAACCUUCACCGCGCGUCGAAUCCCGUUUUUUUCCCCUCGCAAACUUUGUUUGACGCCGUUACGAGAACAACGUCAACAUGUUGUAUCUCACCGCAGACAAGUUUCCUGUCUUCGUCCCAUUCGGUGUCAUUGGUUUUUACCGGUACCUCUGGUAUUGCAUUCGACUUUUGGCUCGCUUCACCUACCGCCCUAUCCCCUUACCAGACACCCCCACAUACAUUGCCAGCGAAGAUGUGACCAUCAUCGUGCCUACUAUCGAUGCCGGUGAAGAGUUUAAAGAGGCCGCUCGUUCAUGGCUAGUCGGCAACCCGAAAGAAAUCAUCAUUGUCACGGAAAACAAGAUGGCCCCGCCCCUGCAAGAGCUCGCCAACGCCGUCGACCCUGAAAAGAUCCGCGUCCUCACCGUCCCUGCUGCCAACAAGCGUCUUCAAAUGGCCCACGGUAUCCGAAACACCUCUACCGAUAUCAUUGUUUUUGCCGACGAUGACGCUAUCUGGCCUCCCCAGCUCCUGCCGUAUGUCCUUGCUUGCUUUGAGGACCAGCAGGUUGGUGGUGUCGGUACCAGUCAGAGGGUCCAGCCUUGUAACGAGCGCAUGACGAUCUGGGAAGUGCUCGCCGCUUUCCGAUUGACCAUCCGAAACAUUGAAAUCGCCUCUUCUACUCACAUUGAUGGUGGUAUCCCCUGCCUGUCUGGCCGUACCGCUGCCUACCGUACCAUCAUUCUCAAAGACCCCGAAUUCCUCCACGGCUUUACCAACGACUUUUGGCUCGGCAAGUACCACCUCAACUCUGGUGACGACAAGUUCCUCACCCGAUGGAUGGUGUCUCACGGCUGGAACACGUAUGUGCAGGUCUGCAAGGAGGCCGAGCUUUUGUCGACUAUGAAGCCCAACUGGCGGUUCUUGCUUCAGGUUUUGAGGUGGACUCGUAACACUUGGCGAUCCGACUUUAGAUCGAUCUUUACCGAGAGGCAUGUCUGGACCAAGCACCCGUAUGUGGCGUACACGAUGAUUGACAAGUUUAUCAAUCCGUUCACGUUGCUGGUUGGACCGUGUUUGGUCCUCUAUCUGAUUGUCAAGAGUACGAGGAGUGUUGGUGAUGGUGGUUACCAUCUGCCUGCUUGGGAUAUCGUCGUUUCUUAUCUUGUCUGGCUCAUGAUCACGAGAACGCUCAAGCUUUUACCCCAUUUGUGGUACAACCCUACCCACAUCAUUUACGUACCCGCUUUCAUUCUAUUUGGUUAUUACUUCGCCAUCAUGAAGCUCUAUGCCGCUUUCACGCUGCAUCAGACCGGAUGGGGUACCCGUACUGGUAUCGGAAAUGUCACCGAAGCCACCGAGGCUGCCGAGAAGGAACAGCUCGAAGCCCGCCAACGGCAACAAGAGGCUCAACAGCAGUACCAGCAGCACCAGCACGGUGCUGCGCAAGUGUAUGGCGGCCACCAAGGGUACUCUGACCAAGGGCAAGGGUAUGCGCAGUACCCCCAAGAGGGACAGCGCGAACCAAAGGCGUAGAUGGGUUUGUAACAGUUCUUUGAACGAUUCUUUUCUUUCCUUUCUUUUCUCUUUUGCAUCAUGACUCAUGACUCCUCCCCCUUUCUAUUUUUUGAAAGGGAAAGAGACGACUCUCUAUUUAUUACAAGCAUUCAUUAUACUCGGCUUUGUGACCCUCUGCUUCUCAACUACGUACGGGUAUUGACACUCCCAACCCCUAUUAUCACCUCCCUUAUUAUUUGCGUGUGUCUAUAAAAUUACAUUCCUUUUCGCGGAUAGGUGUUGAGGUUGAGGGGGUUUUGGAUUAUCUAGUGUCUCCGUUGUUUUCUUUAGAGCUGAGGGGGGUCCCGACUGGUGUAGAGUGUCGGCACGCACACGUACGCAUAUGUAUUGGACAUUAUCGUUAUACUGGGAGUGCAAGGUGAAUGGGUGAUGAGCCCGGGUAUGUAAUGGCGGGGCAGACUCGCCGGUAACCCGCCUGGAAUCUGUCCC
Molecule: messenger RNA, 2128 nt
Organism: Cryptococcus amylolentus CBS 6039
Lineage: Eukaryota; Fungi; Basidiomycota; Tremellomycetes; Tremellales; Cryptococcaceae
Exons: 7
Coding region: 221-1657 (478 amino acids)
Source: RefSeq, a predicted model, not a curated record